Messenger RNA from Mytilinidion resinicola, 2748 nucleotides. RefSeq lists its product as uncharacterized. The record is from RefSeq and is a predicted model, not a curated record. NCBI's taxonomy places the organism in Eukaryota, Fungi, Ascomycota, Dothideomycetes, Mytilinidiales, Mytilinidiaceae. Gene Ontology annotation, molecular function: nucleic acid binding; zinc ion binding; hydrolase activity, acting on acid anhydrides, in phosphorus-containing anhydrides. The coding region runs from base 1 to 2748 and encodes 915 amino acids. The transcript is spliced from 7 exons.
AUGGCACCUCAUAAUCGGAAACGCCCAGCGCAAGACGACGAUGACGUCCAGAUAAUCUCGUCGCAACCCUCGUCGCGAUCCUUGUCGAACGCCAUUGAUCUCGACGAUGAAUUUGAUACAGAUGACGGCUUGGACGAUGCGCCGGAGGCCACGCAGGCCUACAAUUCGUCCUCCUUUAGUUUCGAGAUCUACGGGAUCUUUCCGUCCAAGGUCGUCGGAUGCCGCUACUACAAUGGCCUCGCGACGUUCGGCGAGAUGGUCGUGCUGAAGCGGGAACCUCAAAACCAGUACGACAGGAACGCGAUUCAGGUGCGCAACGUACAGGGGAAUCAGAUCGGACAUAUACCGAAGCAAGUUGCCGCGAAGCUAGCCAAGUAUAUGGAUGAUAAGAGCUUGCUGAUUGAGGCUUCUAUUUCGGGACCAAAGGGCGAAUACGAUUGUCCGAUUGAGCUGAGGCUGUAUGGGACGGAUGAUCCGAGGAUGAGGGAUCAAUUGAAAGCCAAGAUGCAGGCGGAUAGACUGCCGAUUGGCCAUAUGAAAGAACGCAUAAAGCAGCAGGAGAAGCUAGAUCAAGAGAGGAAAAAGGCGAUCGGGCUCGCGAAGAAGGCAGCAAGAAGUGCAGGUGUCUCUGUUGGGCUUGGCAGCAGCAGCCUACAAGUCAGCUCUUCGGGAGACGAGCAAUUCAAUCCCCGUAACUAUGAAGACAUGGUUGAUCAGUUUGGGAUCAGCGAAGAGAAACUGGCCAACAUGCCAAAGGCCGACCAACCGAAAGGUCUGCUCACGAAGCUUCAUCCGUUCCAGCUUCAAGGUCUUCAAUGGAUGCUUGACAAGGAGAGCCCCAAGCUGCCGGCAGUGGACUCAAAGGAGAUUGUCCAAUUCUGGCAACGGAGUAGCAGGGAUUCGAGCCUGUUUACUCAUAUUGCCACAAAUUACACCACCAGAGAGUCACCCCGACUCGCGAGUGGCGGAGUCCUCGCCGAUGACAUGGGUCUUGGAAAGACUAUUUCAGUCAUCUCUCUCAUCCUGGCCGACAAGGCGCUUGGUCGCAAAAAUGCGGAUGUCAGUGGAGUAACUUUGAUACUUGCGCCUGUCAGCGUCAUGAGCAAUUGGAGUUCCCAGAUGGCAAAACACAUUGAGAAGGAGCAUGCCCUACGAAUCAUGUUCUACCACAGCACCCUCAAGAAGCCCCUCAACCCGCAAGAAAUCGACAAUUACGACAUUGUCAUUUCUACUUAUGACACGGUGUCUUCGGAGUGGUGGAAACCAGCUAAGCCAAAGGAGGCUGUACGAAAAGAUGGUGUAUUCUCCAUCAACUGGCGCCGAGUUGUGUUGGAUGAAGGGCAUCAUAUCAGAAAUCCAGUCGCGAAGCGAACGCAAGCAGCCUGGCAUAUCAAGGCCCAAUCGAAAUGGGCCCUCACAGGAACCCCGAUCGUCAACAAUUUGAAGGAUCUGUAUUCUCUUGCCAAAUUCGUCGACCUAUCAGUUAUGAAUUCCAUGGACAUCUUCAACAACACCAUCAUCAGACCCGUUGGUAAGGGCGACGAAGCAGCCGUCAAGCUUCUCAAGUACCUCAUGGGAGAUUUGUGUCUUCGGCGGAGGAAGGACAUGUCCUUCAUCGACCUAAAACUCCCCGAACUCUCCGAAUACAUCCACCGCAUCAAAUUCUCCUCGCACGAACAGGAGAUCUACGACGUCCUCGCCGAAGACGCCAAGGGCCGACUAGACAUGUGGGUGCAAGAACUUCAGAUGAACACCACCAACAAGGUCCCCUCUGGCACAAACUCCUACCGCGGCGUCCUCGAGAUCAUCCUCCGCAUGCGCCAGGUCUGCAACCACUACAAGCUCGUCGGCACCGACCGCCUCGGCGGCAUCAUGGCCGCGCUCGACGCUAACGGCUUCGUCGACCUGACCCCAGAGAACAACCUCGCCCUCCAACAGCUCCUCCAGCUCAGCAUCGACUCACAAGAAGACUGCCCCGUCUGCCUCGACUCCUUCAAAGAACCCGUCAUCACCAAAUGCGCCCACGUCUUCUGCACCCCCUGCAUCGAGCGCGUCAUCGACACGCAGCACAAAUGCCCCAUGUGCCGCGCCGAGCUCGACGCCCUCGCCUCCACCACCGUCAAACCCAUGAAAGAGGCACCACCCCCAGCGCCUCAACCCGAGCUCUCCCUCACCGACGACGCGCCCCCCUCCAGCAGCAAAGUCGACGCCAUCCUCGCCAUCCUCCGCGCCCAGCAAAAGGAUCCCGCCAAGGGCAACAAGACCAUCGUCUUCAGCCAGUGGACCUCCUUCCUCGACCUCCUCACCCCGCACCUCGCCGCCGCCGGCUUCGGCACCGCGCGCAUCGACGGCACCAUGCGCGCCGCAGACCGCGACCGCGCGCUCGACGCCCUCGAGACGGACCCGCAGUGCACCGUCAUGCUGGCGUCGCUCGCCGUGGCCUCCGUCGGGCUGAACCUCGUGGCCGCGAAUAGCGUCAUCCUCGCGGAUAGCUGGUGGGCGCCGGCGAUUGAGGACCAGGCGGUCGAUCGCGUGCACCGGCUCGGCCAGAAGCGCGAGUGCACGGUGUUUCGGAUUGUGAUUGAGAAGAGUGUCGAGGAGAAGGUGUUGCUGAUUCAGGAGAAGAAGAGGAAGCUGGUGGGCGUGGUGUUUAAUGAGCGGGAUGAGGAUGGGGAGGUGGGCGGGAGGAAGAGGAAGGGGAAGAGGCGCGUGGGGGGUGUGGAGGAUUUGAGGACGUUGCUUGGGUGA